Molecule: messenger RNA, 2004 nt
Organism: Phanerochaete carnosa HHB-10118-sp
Lineage: Eukaryota; Fungi; Basidiomycota; Agaricomycetes; Polyporales; Phanerochaetaceae
Exons: 8
Coding region: 107-655 (182 amino acids)
Biological process (GO): UDP-N-acetylglucosamine biosynthetic process
Cellular component (GO): endoplasmic reticulum-Golgi intermediate compartment; endoplasmic reticulum; Golgi apparatus
Molecular function (GO): monosaccharide binding; glucosamine 6-phosphate N-acetyltransferase activity
Source: RefSeq, a predicted model, not a curated record
CCCGCUUGGAUUAUAGUACUCUCCCUUACCCGACCUUAUCCUUCACUCUCACUUGCAACUCGACACACCGAUACCCUCUCAACGUUCUCAACCGCAACUAGCAAUCAUGCCUUUCACUCCUGACAACGAGCUGGACCUCCUCUUCCCUUCCGAAUACAUUCCAGCUGGCGUGAAGGAGCAACUCCAUCCUGAUCUUCACAUCCGCCCGCUCGCAUCCACCGACUACAAGCGCGGACACCUCUCGGUGCUCUCAGUGUUGACCGUGGUCACCGACCCGGGCGAGGGCGCUUGGGUCGCGCAGUUCAACGCGCUCAAGGCUGCGCUGCACACGUACUACUCGAUAGUUAUCAUCGACAAGCUCACCGACCGGAUCGUCGCCGUUGGCACCGUCUUCAUCGAGCGCAAGUUCCUGCGCGGCCUCGGGAGCGUGGGCCACAUCGAGGACAUCGCUGUCGACGAGCGCCAGCAGGGCAAGAAGCUCGGUCUGCGCAUCAUCCAGGCGUUGACCCGCGUCAGCGAGAACAGCGGUUGCUACAAGACCAUCUUGAACUGCAACGACAAGAACAUACCUUUCUACGAGAAAUGCGGCUAUCAGAAGAAGGAGAACGAGAUGGCCAAGUACGCUCCGGAGUGUUCGAACACCCCAAGACUAUAGACACAUAUCUCAUACAAGCACUACAAUAAUUCCCGGACUCCUAUACUUACCCUAUACGCAUCGUGGCGGACAAUUUCUUGUAGACUACAUUAUUACGACCAUACUGGCUCAUUUAUGUUAAUUCAGGUGCGGGUUGGAUACCCUGCAAUCGAUGACCCUUUCAAACGUGCUCUGCCGAUAAAGGGAACGACCUGCUCGCUGCUCAAAGAUCGUCUGCGUGUCGCGACUCCGCCGGCACCUCGCCGAUCCGCGCAUUGCACGUUCGUCGCGCAUCGCGAUAUGAUGAGACAAUACAGGGGAGGGCACAAUAUUUAAAAUAGUAUUAAGGUCAGACUUGGUACUGGUACACGAUGUCUCUAUGCCUCUACGCAACCCUGGGUUUGCUAUAUUACAAGGGUAUACAUCUCCGUGCUUUGUCAUUCCGCGAUCUCAGACUUGUAGAUGAACAGGUGGCAGCGACCCUGGCAAGACUACGAACACCGGACUCGAUGGCGACAGGAACGACUCGUUUACGGAGCGCGGGCUCGACGCGAGGAGCGGCGACGGCGAAUGUGGGCUCCUCGGCGAGAGCAUCGACGGCACGCGCGAGCUGGGGGGCUCCGAGUGGAACGGGUCGUCGUCCUGCUCGACGACGAAGCCGAAGCCGGUCUUGCUCGGUGUCGGGGGUCGGUACAUUAGCGUUAUGUGCGGCCCCCACCCCGGCGCGAAGACGUCGCGCACGCUGCCUGUCCAGACGUGUGCGGGCCUGUCCGACGAGCGGCGCAAGCGGGCGGUUUUGAUGUAUAAUACUAUUGUGUAUAUGAGGAGAAUUGCGAAGGAUAGAAGGGCAAACACGCGUGAGAUCUCGACCUGUGGCUCGCAGUCCGGGAGGCCACAGGAAGCUCGCGUCAUGCGUGGGAGCGAAAUGGCAGCAGCCAGCCACGCUGCCGACAGUGCACCAAGCCAGAUGAUUUCACUAACAAUGAAAGAAAGGAAGGUAAUUUUUCGCCGGAGCAUGUCAAUGAGAACCAUUGUGGAAAUUGUCAGUACCGAAAGAGCAGCGACCACGACAGUCAGCAGCACGCGCGGUUCAGCCGGCCUCUCCGUCGACAGAUGCGCGAGGACGCCAAGAGUAACGGACGAGAAGAAGAUAACCAAAAAAAGAGCGACGAGUCUGCAGACCUGCAACGGGCUCAUUCGUGCCAUGUCGAGAAUGUCGAGGCAAAGGGUUGCAGGUCAGUUAAGUUAAGUUCUCAAAACGAAAGAAAAAACGCAAAGCCAGCAAGAGGCGGGGAGAACGAACGAGAGAGAGCGCAUCUCCCGCAUCAUGGGCAUGCGUCCCGUACAUAACGCAUCCUCUUGACAUCGGG